Molecule: messenger RNA, 678 nt
Organism: Caenorhabditis remanei
Lineage: Eukaryota; Metazoa; Nematoda; Chromadorea; Rhabditida; Rhabditidae
Exons: 5
Coding region: 1-678 (225 amino acids)
Biological process (GO): protein homooligomerization
Molecular function (GO): protein binding
Source: RefSeq, a predicted model, not a curated record
AUGGAUGAGAAUUAUGCGUUGAGGAAAUUGAAUGUUGGCGGCACAAUUUUUUCGACUACAAAACGCACGCUGACAAAAUGCCCUGGAAGACUGAAAAUGAUGGUGGAACAUGAAACCGUGCCAGGAACUGAUGAAAACGGAAACAUUUUCAUCGAUCGAUCGCCGAAACAUUUCGAAUUGAUUCUGAAUUUUCUGCGUAAUGCAAAAAUUAAUCUUCCAGACUCUCUGGAGGAAGUGAAGGAAAUUCGAGCAGAAGCACACUUCUAUGCAUUGGGAGAUCUUAAAAAGUUGUGUGAUGAGAAGUUGGCGCCGGGAACUAGAGAUCACAGAAAUCUCAAAUUCAUCAAAAACGAUUAUGAGUAUAUGCAGAUUGUUACGAAACCAGUGAAGCCUGUUUUCGUCUUCCACUAUUCUCCAAUUGAACCCGACAAGUUUACUUUUUUAUACAACUUCGACAUUGAAGAUUUCCUCAAAGAAUAUAGAGAUAAAUUCGACAUUUAUUUCAGUAAAAGCUCGAAAGGCCAAAAACAACGAGAAAGUCUCUGGUGGUGGACGAUGCAUCAUCACAAUACAUAUUACGAAGCAUGUGACCAACAGGGUGUUCCUGGAUAUAUUGGAGUGAAGUUGGACAUCGAUAGGGACAUUUGGAGAUUCUCGGAAAUGGCGGGACUCGAAUAA